UGCCAUGGAUCAGAAUUCCCUUGUAUCUGCCACUGUGAUCCCUGACAUCAUUCUGUGUCCAGGCUGUAGUGGGCGGGGCACCUGUAACUUUGAUGAUGUAAUCCCACAGGAACAACCCUCCUUUUUCCUUGUAGAGUGUGUCUGUGAAACAGGAUGGACAGGUCCAACAUGUAAUAUGGAUGAGAAUGGCUGCCUUGGUAAUCCGUGUAACAAAAGCUCAGACUGCCAGGAUCUGACCCCCUCUUUCCAGAGGUCCCGGGGACUGACCUAUCAGUGUUCUGCCUGUCCUGUGGGCUACACCUUGUCCAGCUUUUUAAAGUGUAUUGAUAUUGAUGAGUGUGGUUUACGCACCAAUCCGUGCACUCAGAGGUGUGUGAACACAGAUGGGUCUUUUGUUUGUGCUUGUGAGGCAGGUUUUAGACUACAUGGUUACCAGUGUUUAGAUGUUGAUGAAUGCAGAGAGGGGACAAGUGGUUGUGAGCAUCAGUGUGUAAACACCCAGGGGUCCUACUACUGUGUCUGUUCUACAGGGUAUCAGCUACACACAGACAGACACACAUGUCUUAAAGCCUCUGUAGAACCUCCUUGCGUUGCUCGAAAAUGUCCCCAGGGAUGUAGAAUUAAUAGCACAGGAGAACCAGAGUGCUUCUGUUACCUUGGUUACAGAAUGAAGGCAGACUCAUCUUGUGAAGAUAUCAAUGAGUGUUUAGAUGCACCUUGCCCACACAGCUGCCAGAACACUAAUGGAAGUGUGGAGUGUGGAUGUUAUGAUGGAUAUCAGCUUCAGACAGACCACAGGUCAUGUCAGGUCUGUGACCUUGAUCACUGGGGACAGAACUGUGAGAUGUCAUGUGACUGUACCUAUCAUGCCCUGUACUGUAACAGUGUGAUUGGCUGUGUGUGUAAGCCUGGCUGGUCUGGGAGGUUCUGUGAAGAAAACUUCAAUGAGUGUGAGGAUGUCAGCCUGUGUCAGUCACCUGAGGUCUGUACAGACACCUAUGGAUCAUUUGCCUGUGUUUGUGAAAAUGGCUACCAGAGGAAUACCAAUACUGGACUUUGUGAAUAUUCCAGUGCUUGCAGCUCUUGGGCUCAGUAUGCCUGCCCAAUAGAUGAACUUUGUGUGGACACUACAGACAAUUACGUGUGCGUCUGUGCUGAAGGGUUUAUUAGAGUUAACGACACUUGUCAAGAUUUGGAUGAAUGCUCAGAAAUGUUACACAAUUGUCAUCAUGAGUGUGUGAAUACAUUUGGCAGCUUCAGGUGUACAUGUAAAACUGGAUACAGCCAACAGAUCAAUGGAAAAGAGUGUCUCCCACAAUUGUCUAACCCCUGCAGAAGUAGUAACAAGUGGAACUUCUGUGACCAUACCUAUGGGGGGUGUACUGUGGAUGGAGGAGGAAAUCCUGUGUGUUUCUGUAGGGCUGGUUACUCUCCUGUACAAAAGGAUAAUUUCACUCUCUGUAAUGACCUUCAGGAAUGUUGGAUGGGUAUAUCUGGCUGCUCUCACAGUUGUUCAAAUACCUGGGGUGGAUUUACCUGUGAGUGUCCCAAAGGAUUCACACUGGACACUGAUAGGAAGACUUGUAUCAGUUGUGCUGAUAUGGGAAAAUGGGGAGAUAACUGCACAAAUUCCUGUGGCUGUGGACGUGGUGCCUUAAGAUGUGACCCUGUGGCUGGUUGUGUGUGUAAACAGGGCUGGACUGGUCCCUACUGCUCACAACAUGUUGAUGACUGUAGUAACACCUCAUGUGGUACUCAUCAAAAGUGUGUUCAUGUCAACUUCACUCAUCUAUGUGUCUGUGAAAACGGUUUCCAAAGAGACUCCAACAAUCUUUGUCAAGAUAUUGAUGAGUGUUCUGCUAACCAACACCUUUGCACACAGAGAUGUAUUAACACACAAGGAAGCUAUAGGUGCUCCUGUACUGACGGGUUCCAACUCGGAUCAAACAACAGCACUUGUGAAGAUGUUGAUGAGUGUACACUAGAGACAUCAGACUGUCAGCAACAGUGUCUUAACACAAUAGGAGGAUACUACUGCUUCUGUUAUGAUGGAUUCUAUCUGACUGGUUCCAAUCAGUGUAUUAAAGAUGUGUCUACCUCCCCCUGUGUUGCCACAGGUGAUUCCUGUCAGUAUGGAUGUAGAGUGGAUGGAGGACUAGCUUUCUGUUUCUGUCCUAAUGGUUAUACACUGAACAAAGACAGAACAACUUGUUCAUAUGUAAAUUCAACAGUAAAUGUACAGUUGAAAACAAAUAUCAAUUUCCAAUCUGAGUACAAUAACCCCUCUUCAUUGCCGUACAAAAACCUAAAAGAGGACAUGGAAGCUGAGACUCGUUCCUUUUUUGGAAACAUUCAGAAUCUGAAGUCUGUCAAGAUUUUUAGAAUUAGUGAGAGCAGUACUGUGUUUGACCUACAAGUGAAGUUUAACACAAAUGUCACAUUGGAGUUGGAAACACAGUUUAGUACAGUUCUACAGAACAUUUACCAAGCAGGAGUACAGUUACAGGGAACAAAAUAUGCUGUACUAGAAAACCCAGUUACAUCAGUACCUUAUAGACCUGCCCCCUGUGUACUUUGUCUUUCCACUGAAAGAUGUCACAUCCUUGUGGAUAACAGCUAUGUAUGCAGAACUGUUUCAGUAAGCACUACUAAUGCAGUAUCCCUGAAAAUAACAACAGCUAAGAGUUAUGAAGCAUUUAUGGCAGAUACAACAGAUAUAAAAUAUGCUGUGUUUGAAAACUCAGUCAUCACAACACUGAAUGAAAUACUGAACUUCACAGUGGUAGACAGAAUCCAGUUGUCAACAAUAUUAGCUUUGGCCACUGGAACAAAAUUACAUGUGACAGUCCUCUUGAAAGUGUUAACUGACCCAGAUUUUGUGACCCUGAUUGCCAGUAAAGUCAACGAGAAAAUAGACACUGUAGGGUGCAUAACUCUUGUUGGUAACUGUGUACCUUUGUUAAAGAAUACAGACAUCUUUGAUGGAACUCGAGAAGUUCCAGUGGUAUGCAAGACAUGUUCAGAAAAUGUAACCUGUAUCACUCAUUCUCCAGGCUGGUGGAAUUGCUUGAUAAGUACUACUGUAAUUCCAUCUACUACACCUGUUCCUACAACAACUGAAACAACAACAGUUUCAGCAGUUUCUAGCACCCCCAGAACGAUUACAGAGGACAAGCAGAUAAUUGUGGGGGUGGGGGUAGCAGUCCCCCUGGGGGUCCUUUUCCUUGUCCUAAUUAUUGUUCUUGGUGUACUACUGUGCAGGAAGUGGCAUCACUGGAAAAUACAAAGGAAUAGGACUCAGAACUAUAUUGCAGGCCCACAACAGAGAAAUCAGACAAACAGAGAGAGGGUAGUCUUUCGGCAACCUAUAGGACACAUUAGACAACCUUCUGCCCAAAUAAGACCCACCCUACGCAAUGGCAUACCACCCAGCUAUCCACGUAUAUAUCCAGUCUUGGACCACUUACAAGAUGAUCGUAGAUCAGGUCGAACAUCAAGACGAAAGGACAGUUUUGCAUUACAACGUCCUUUGGUGGAUCAGAGACCCAGUCAUAUAUACAAUUCCUAGGCCCUGUAAAUGGAGGAAGGGUGAUUGGUGUUUUAAUGAUACCCUGCUAUAGGCUUUAUGUUUCCGAAUUUCCAAGUUACGGACAGGUUCUUUGAUCUUUAGUUUACAAUCAUAAUGUGACUUGGAUAUUGUUGUCUUUCUUAUAUUUUUUCCCCAACAGUUAAUAGUGAUAAUUAAGGUAUUUUCUUUCUUUCUUUUUUUUACAAGAUG
Messenger RNA from Saccostrea echinata, 3778 nucleotides. Its product is annotated as fibrillin-1-like. The transcript has 32 exons. Bases 5 to 3568 code for a protein of 1187 amino acids. Gene Ontology annotation, molecular function: calcium ion binding. The record is from RefSeq and is a predicted model, not a curated record. NCBI's taxonomy places the organism in Eukaryota, Metazoa, Mollusca, Bivalvia, Ostreida, Ostreidae.